Molecule: messenger RNA, 2016 nt
Organism: Solenopsis invicta (red fire ant)
Lineage: Eukaryota; Metazoa; Arthropoda; Insecta; Hymenoptera; Formicidae
Exons: 6
Coding region: 1-2016 (671 amino acids)
Source: RefSeq, a predicted model, not a curated record
AUGCGCACACCACCAGGAUCUAGCCGCCUGAUAACAGCCAAUGUAGAAGCGGCAGCGGCGAUAAGUGGGGCGCAACACCGCGGGCCUCCCGCAGGAUCGAGGAUCGAUGCUCACUUGUGCUGUGAGCGUGUCCCAAGCUGGAGAGCCGAACACCAAAGGCUAAGUCACAAGAGGACGCAGAAAGAGGCAAAAGUUAUCCUUCGACAAGCAUCCCUACGGUUAGUCAAGGAAAGGAUCUCGGCAACCAAAAGAAAUAUAGCUAGUAUCUCCCAAAAGCUUCUUGGAUUACACCUCUUUCUUGCUGACUCACUAAAGCCGGAGCUGUGGCAAACACUGGACCGUAUUACACACGAACAAGCCGUCUGUUCUGCCGAGGUGAGAAAACAAAAACAGGAGGAGAAAUACAAGAAGAUCUCUCUACAAGCUAGAUCCCCACUUCCAACAUACACAGUUAAGAACCUCAGCAGUCAUGUCCUGUCUCCAUCCGAAGUGUCUGUACUUUCAAAAAGACACAAUUUUGCUGUCACCCCCACAAGCAUUCCUACGGAAGAAAUUAUCAGCCAAAUUGAGACGGCUAUCUUCCGCCUCCCACCCGAAGCAAGCAACGACAUUAGACAACGAGCAGUCAACAUCCUCCGCAAGGCUAAACCACCCAGCCAAAACAUCAGCAGAGAAGAACGCUUGACACUCUGGAAUUUGAGACAGAACAACAACAUUCUAAUCCUACCGGCGGAUAAAAGGAAUGCCACAGUGAAAACUGAAACGGAACCCGACAUCCACCAUAGAAAAAAAAAAACACCCGUUCUGCUCAAGAAUUCAGGCCUCCCUCCUGAAAUUACCAAAUACCUUACCCCUCGGGAAUCGUCGGCUCUCAGAUUCGGCCUCCCCAAGGUUCAUAAAGAAUCGGUUUUCCUUUGCCCUAUCGUCAGCAAUAUCGGGGGACCCUCUUACUACUUGGCCCGCUACCUUACCAAACCACUUCAAAAACUUACUGGUCUCAAUGGAUCUCACAUCAAGAAUUCUAUUGAUUUUGUGAACAAAAUUGCAAAGAUCAAAACAAAACCCAAUGACAUCCUGUUUCAAGGAGAGUUCUUUGAACAAACUUCUGGAGCAGCAAUGGGAUCCCUUGUUUCACCCAUUUUUGCAAACAUUUUCAUGGAACAUCUCGAAGACAAAAUUCUGAAAAACGCACCCCUCAAACCUUCCACGUGGUUCCGAUACGUAGAUGACACAUUUGUUAUAUGGAGCCACGGCAAAAAAACUCUCCCACCCUUCCUCGUUUUUCUCAACGCCCAACACCCAAACAUUAAGUUUACAAUGGAGGUAUACAGAGCUCUCACAGUUUCUGAACCAACGUUCCUGGAUGAGGAGUUACAACAUCUUAAUCAGACCUUGACUAGGAAUGGGUACAAUAAUAAGAACAUUAAUCAGAUAACCAAGAGAUUGAAGAACAAGAUCUCCAGUCCCAACGACACCAAAACUUUGGAUGAAGAAAGAGAAAGGAAAAUGAUGGCUGUCCUUCCGUAUCUUCAAGGUACAACAGAGCGCAUAGGCAGAAUUUUGAGUAAGCAUAACAUCAGAGUAAUCUUCAAAUUCCAGAAGAAAAUUGCUCAAUUACUCCCUAACCGCAAGGAUCAAAGACCAAGCCUGGAAACGCCAGGUGUGUACAAGAUAUCUUGCGUCUGCGAAAAAGUGUACAUAAAAGAAACCGGGAGAAAGAUCAGUACACGGAUCAAGGAACACCAGAGGUGUGCCAAAUACAGCCACUUUUCGCAAUCAGCCUUGGCGGAACAUUCGAUGGAGACUGGACAUGCCGUGCAAUGUGAUAAGUCUACCAUGUUGUACCCCGUCACAAGGCUACUUCGCCAGAAAAUAUCUCGAAGGUCUGGAAAUCUUGAAACAUCUAGACAACCUCAACCGCGACAAAGGCCUUCAAACAAAAAGGAAAUUCAAAUGUUGUUCCCCAACCAAAGAAGCACGCAGGUGAUAACAGUCGGUCUAUUGAUGGCUUUAUAA